Cuscuta campestris is the source of this 1724-nucleotide messenger RNA. NCBI's taxonomy places the organism in Eukaryota, Viridiplantae, Streptophyta, Magnoliopsida, Solanales, Convolvulaceae. The record is from the annotation of a GenBank genome assembly.
GUCGUUAAUAUAAUCUUGACUCUUAGCUUGAGGGAUCAUCUUCGUCAUAUAUACAUGGAAGUUAUAAUAAACAGGGGAUCAUCAACAACAACAGCAGCUAGUAUUGAAGAUGAGAAUGGGGUGGAGAGUGUAAUAGCGGGAAACUAUGUACAGAUGAUGACCAACAAGAGUAACACCACCGGGGAAGAGGAAGAGGAGGAGGAGGAGCACGGCGGUGAGCUGGGUGCGAAGAUAUCAAAACUAGUAUGGCAAGGCGGGUCGGCAUACGAUGCUUGGUUCAGCUGCGCUUCGAAUCAGGUGGCUCAAGUGCUGCUCACCUUGCCCUACUCCUUUUCCCAGCUGGGGAUGACGUCAGGCAUCGCCUUUCAGCUCUUCUACGCCCUAUUGGGGACAUGGACCGCCUACCUCAUUACUGCACUCUAUGUCGAGUUUCGCUCUAGGAAAGAACGCCAAAAACUUCAUUUUCGUCAUCAUGUCAUUCAGUGGUUUGAAGUAUUGGAUGGGCUGCUGGGAAAGCAUUGGAGAAACGUGGGGUUGGCCUUUAACUGCACUUUUCUUCUCUUUGGAUCUGUUAUUCAGCUCAUCGCCUGUGCUAGCAACAUAUAUUACAUAAACGACAAGGUAGAGAAGAGGAGUUGGACGUACAUAUUUGGAGCAUGCUGUGCCACCACAGUGUUCAUCCCUUCCUUCCGCAACUAUCGCAUUUGGUCUUUUCUUGGCCUCUUGAUGACCACUUACACUGCUUGGUACCUCACCAUCGCUUCCCUCCUACAUGGCCCCGUGGAAGGAGUGAAGCACUCAGGGCCAACCAAAGUGGUUCUAUACUUCACAGGAGCAACCAACAUUCUUUACACCUUUGGAGGACAUGCCGUCACCGUGGAGAUAAUGGACGCAAUGUGGAAGCCGCAGAAGUUCAAAGCAAUCUACGGGUGGGCGACGUUGUACGUCUUGACACUGACACUGCCAUCUGCAGCCGCAGUCUAUUGGGCAUUCGGAGACUUGCUUCUGGACCACUCCAACGCCUUCUCCCUCCUCCCCAGAACCCCCUUCCGUGACAUCGCCGUCGUCCUCAUGCUCAUCCACCAGUUCAUCACCUUCGGAUUCGCGUCAACCCCUCUCUACAUCGUUUGGGAGAAGGCUGUCGGCAUCCACGACUCCCAUUGCAGCCUCUGGAAGAGGGCGCUCUCUAGAUUGCCGGUGGUCGUCCCCAUCUGGUUUCUUGCCCUCGUCUUCCCUUUCUUUGGCCCCAUCAACUCAACCAUCGGGUCCCUUCUUGUUAGCUUCACCGUCUACAUCAUCCCCUCUCUGGCCCACAUGUUCACCUUCAGAUCACCUUUGGCCCGCGAGAAUGCGGUGGAGCAACCGCCAAAGUGGUUGAUGAGAUGGGCGGGGGCAUAUACGAUAAACAUCUUCGUAGUGGCAUGGGUGGCGAUUGUAGGGUUCGGGUUCGGCGGGUGGGCAAGCGUGCUCAACUUCAUACACCAGAUUGACACCUUUGGACUCUUCACCAAAUGCUACCAAUGCCCUCUCCCGCCGCCUCACCAGCUUCUCAACGCCACUACUUCUCUGCCGCCAACCGCCUAGGCCGCCUGGCUUCACUAAUCUGAAGAAGCUAUAAACGAGAGAGUUUCAUUUUGUAAGGUUUUUGGGCAAGUACUUUAUCACUGUAGUAGCAACCGCAUUAACUUUUCAUAUUGUGAAGGUAAUGAAAUUAGUUUCAUACU